AUGAAAGCGACUCAUAAAGCCAAAUUAGAAAGAACAGAGAUGAGGAUGAUUAGAUGGAUGUGUGGGGUAUAUCUGAGAGAGAGAAAAACUAGCAAAGAAUUGCGAGCAAGAUUGGGUAUAGAAAUGAUCGGAGUGAUAAUGCGACGAAAUAGACUAAGAUGGCUUGGGCAUGUGGAACGUAUGACAAAAGAUGACUGGGUAAAGAGAUGCACCUUGAUGGAAAUAGGAGGAUCAAGACCUAGAAGAAGACCCAAGAUGACGUGGACAAAUGUGAUAGCGGCGGAUAUGAGAAGCAUGAAUCUUACAAAUAUUGAUGCUCAGGACCGUCAAAAAUGGAAAAGAAAAAUCAGAGGGAAAACUGGCCUACCCGGGUAA
Messenger RNA from Gordionus sp. m RMFG-2023, 375 nucleotides. RefSeq lists its product as uncharacterized. Lineage: Eukaryota; Metazoa; Nematomorpha; Gordioida; Chordodea; Parachordodidae. The coding region runs from base 1 to 375 and encodes 124 amino acids. The transcript has a single exon. The record is from RefSeq and is a predicted model, not a curated record.